Messenger RNA from Fusarium coffeatum, 1287 nucleotides. RefSeq lists its product as uncharacterized. The transcript has 3 exons. Gene Ontology annotation, molecular function: ubiquitin binding; ubiquitin conjugating enzyme binding. NCBI's taxonomy places the organism in Eukaryota, Fungi, Ascomycota, Sordariomycetes, Hypocreales, Nectriaceae. Bases 1 to 1287 code for a protein of 428 amino acids. Gene Ontology annotation, cellular component: cytoplasm. Gene Ontology annotation, biological process: ubiquitin-dependent protein catabolic process. The record is from RefSeq and is a predicted model, not a curated record.
AUGAAGAACAACACCAGCACCGAGAGUGGUCCUGAGUCGCCCACUACGGUCCGACCCCUUGAUCUUGACGACGAUGAUGUUCAGGAAUCAGGCAUCUUAGGAGGUGAUGAUGGCAAUACCACAACCACAACUGCUGCUGCUGCGACAAACACCUCGCAGACCCAGGCUCCUGCCCAAGCUCAAGCUCCUGCUCCUGCUCAGACACAGGCGCAUACCCCGACGAACGAGACGGCACCCCCUCAACCCCCCCGACCUGUCUCUGAGACCCAACAGAAUGAGACUAUUCUUAAGGAAGCUUUCCCCAGCGUAGAGAUGAGCGUUAUUAAGGCUGUGCUGAGGGCUAGCGGUGGUCGCGUUGAGCCAGCAUUUAACGCUUUGUUGGAGAUGACCGACCCCGAUGCUGCUCACAACGAACCCGCCGAUGUCCCACCUCCUCAACCUCCCAGGCCCCAGAAUCGAUCUCAGAUGUCGCAAAUGGAGGCGGAUGAGCUAUAUGCGCGCCAGCUUGCGGAACACUACGAUAAUGUUGGUGCUUACGAGAACCGAACUGCCAACCGUGGAGGCAACGAUGGCCGACAAAGGCAAGGUCAACAAGGCCCAGAAUGGGGUGAUGAUCGCGAGCACAGCUUCAUCGACGACGAUCUCCCUGUCAUCCGUGAGAACCUUCGAAAAGGGUUCUUUGAAACACAGGAGAAGGUCAAUGGAUGGAUUACGAAUUUGAAGAAAAAGAUCGAGGAGAAUUUCGACGAGAGCGAAGAGCAGAACCAACGACAAGGACAACCCUUCCGCCGUCCUGGAGAAUCUAGCCGCCGCAGCGGCGACUACGACCGCUAUGAUGCGGACCCCCAAGUGCUUAGCGAUGACUUCGCUGGCAUGAAGUUCUCGUCUGAUGGAACUCCGAUGAACCGCCCGAUGGCCAACACUGGCAUGUACAAGCCCCCGCCUCCAUCAACUUCGCCCAAGCCCAGCAAUGGCCGACGAGUUGGCUUCAAAGAGGAGACGGAAGAGAUCAACAUGUACGACUCAUCACCACGAGUACCCCCCAAGGAUGCGGCUCCUGCCAGUGGCACAAGAGGAAGCAAGUGGCAGCCUAUGUCAGCCGUUGAACCUAGCCCCAUUGUAGAGAACGACCCAUUUAGCUUGGGAGACAGUGAAGAUGAGAGGGAGACGCAUCAGAAACCCAAGGAUGAUAAGAUUGACGACAGCGAGCGCCUCAAGAAGGCUACCGCUGAAGCCAUGGCUGAUAGUCUAAGCGAGUCAAAAGAGACUGAAGCAAAGAAGAACUAG